Mugil cephalus (flathead mullet) is the source of this 948-nucleotide messenger RNA. RefSeq names its product 3-hydroxybutyrate dehydrogenase, type 2 (gene bdh2). Gene Ontology annotation, biological process: siderophore biosynthetic process. Lineage: Eukaryota; Metazoa; Chordata; Actinopteri; Mugiliformes; Mugilidae. The transcript is spliced from 10 exons. The coding region runs from base 131 to 868 and encodes 245 amino acids. Gene Ontology annotation, cellular component: cytoplasm. The record is from RefSeq and is a predicted model, not a curated record. Gene Ontology annotation, molecular function: 3-hydroxybutyrate dehydrogenase activity.
GGUCACGUGUCUCGCUUCGCUGCUCUUUGACUUCACUGCGCUGCAGCCGGAGAGAGUGGUGAGUUCCCAGAAGUAGUUUUCGCAAGCUUGAACCUAACUUUUCUGCUCAAGCUUCAGUGAAAGGUGCACUAUGGGCCGCCUGGAUGGGAAAGUGAUUGUUCUGUCUGCUGCUGCGCAGGGGAUUGGACGUGCUGCUGCAAUAGCAUUUGCGAAGGAGGGAGCUCUGGUCACAGCCACAGACAUAAAUGGAGAGAAGCUGAAGGAGCUGGAUGGUAUUCAAGGCAUCAGGACCAAAGUGGUGGACGUGACUAAGAAGGACCAAGUGGAAGCCCUGGCUAAGGAGCACGACCAUGUGGAUGUGCUGUUCAAUGUUGCUGGGUUUGUGCACCAUGGCUCCAUCCUGGACUGUGAAGAAGCUGACUGGGACUUCACGAUGAAUGUGAACGUGCGGAGCAUGUACCUCAUGUCCAAGGCUUUCCUGCCUAAGAUGUUGGCAAAGAAGUCAGGAAACAUCAUUAACAUGUCAUCUGUUGCAUCAAGCAUUAAAGGUGUCGUGAACCGAUGUGUGUAUAGCACAUCCAAGGCAGCAGUGAUCGGGCUCACCAAAUCCAUAGCAGCUGAUUUCAUUGAGCAAGGCAUUCGCUGUAAUUGUAUUUGUCCUGGGACUGUAGAUACUCCAUCACUGAGGGGUAGGAUCCAGGCCCAACCUGACCCAGAACAGGCGUAUAAGGAUUUUAUGGCAAGACAGAAAACUGGAAGAAUGUGCACUGCUGAGGAGGUGGCGUACCUGUGUGUUUACCUGGCUUCAGAUGAGUCAGCUUAUGUGACCGGCACAGAGCAAAUCAUCGACGGAGGAUGGAGAAUGUGAUGAAAAAAGCCGUGGAAGGAAUCUUUUUUUUUUUAAUGCAAAACCCUAAAUUCAAAUAAAGUGUGCACAAUUGAAAUAAA